UGUGUUCCGAUACCAUGCAGUGUUCGGCCAAAUGCCCGUUUCCAGUAGACUGUGUUGUCUCCUCCUGGUUAAAGGCGUGAACCAGGCUGAUGGUUUGGUCUCGGCGGGUAUGCACAUGUAUGCGGUGAGGAGCUACGCGAGCAGCUACACAUGUGCAGAUAGCACGAGGCUUGCAGGAACUAUCUCACCGACUCCCGCUGAUCUGGUACCUUUCCGCUCGAGAUGGACAGACUUUGAUGCCGUGACUGGCUCUCUAACGCGCGGCAGCUAGUACAGUGAAGGCAAGGGCCUGUAUCACCACGUGGAUGAGAUGGUGCCUUCCAUACGCAUUAUGCGACGAAAGCUUGCAAGCGAGUUACGGGACUGUGCCAACCUAUUCAGCUCUUGCCUGUCAAGUGCGGCGUCACAGGGCUGAACGAUACUAUACACCUCGCCGAAGACAAUUCCUUCCGCCCGGUCUCCUACGGCCCGACCUCGACGUGGAAUACUGUACGCAAUCUCGACGUGGUCAGACCGCAUAUAAUGUCAGACCAUUUCAGGAAUUGACAGGGAAUAGAUCCCAAUUUUCAUCUUGCAGUACCAGAAACGCUUCAGGUACAGCGUACUGUGAUGCAACAGGAACCCAUCAGCCAAGACCUACGCUAUCUACAGCCCAAGGUAAGUUUGUGUCAUCUCGCAGUCGCCAUUACUCCUACCCCCUGAUGAAUACGCUGGGGCCAUAUGAGCCCCGCAACCCCAUCCGUGCUUGGUCUUCAAGGCCAAGCACAGAAAGCGGGAUGCGGCCAUGCUUUCAAAACCAGCAAUCAAUAUCUUCUCAACCUCUGAAAAAGUUAUCUCACCUCGCCCCAUCGAAAUCAGACCCAUUCCGGUAAUCAAUUACUUACUGUGUGCAGGCCAGUACACCAACCACGAUGACCUCGCAUGUCUGACGUUCGGUGCUUAUGGCGCCACACGGAGAUCCCAUUGCUUACUUACAUUCACCCUAGGCCAGUGCGUCGAGGCCCCAU
Messenger RNA from Paraphaeosphaeria sporulosa, 1007 nucleotides. RefSeq lists its product as uncharacterized. The coding region runs from base 306 to 872 and encodes 188 amino acids. The transcript has a single exon. Lineage: Eukaryota; Fungi; Ascomycota; Dothideomycetes; Pleosporales; Didymosphaeriaceae. The record is from RefSeq and is a predicted model, not a curated record.